Molecule: messenger RNA, 1182 nt
Organism: Aspergillus nomiae NRRL 13137
Lineage: Eukaryota; Fungi; Ascomycota; Eurotiomycetes; Eurotiales; Aspergillaceae
Product: eukaryotic translation initiation factor 4E
Exons: 3
Coding region: 1-744 (247 amino acids)
Biological process (GO): translational initiation
Cellular component (GO): cytoplasm; eukaryotic translation initiation factor 4F complex
Molecular function (GO): translation initiation factor activity; RNA 7-methylguanosine cap binding
Source: RefSeq, a predicted model, not a curated record
AUGGCCGCUGUUGCUGAAAACGGUUCCGUACCGGUGAACGACGAGAACACCGCGCCCGGCGUUGCCGCCCCCGAGCAGAAGGAGGAGACCGAGAAGACAAAUGGCGACAACAUCACAGUGUUCCAUGACCCUGAGAACUUCAACGUCAAGCACCCUCUUAUGCACGAGUGGACCCUGUGGUUCACCAAGCCUCCUAGCGGCAAGGGCGAUAACUGGAACGACCUUUUGAAGGAAGUUGUCACAUUCAACUCGGUUGAGGAAUUCUGGGGAAUUUACAACAACAUCACACCGACCUCUGAGUUGGGCCUCAAAGCAGACUAUCACCUUUUCAAGAAAGGUAUCCGGCCUGAGUGGGAAGAUCCACAGAACAAGCACGGCGGCAAGUGGUCGUAUUCGUUCAAAGACAAGCGUUCCGUACCGAUCGAUGAUCUGUGGCUGCACGCCCAACUGGCAGCCAUUGGCGAGACUCUCGAGAAUGACGGCGAUAGCGAGGUUAUGGGAGUUGUUGUGAAUGUGCGUAAGGGUUUCUACCGUGUCGGUUUGUGGACACGGACCGUGGGCAAGAGCAUUCCGGGAGACAAGAACGCCCGUACACCUGCUCAGGGCAAGGACGUUCUCGAGUCCAUCGGCCGCCGGUUCAAGGAAGUCCUGCGUCUGAAUGAGGCGGACGUUGUGGAGUUCUCCGGACACACAGACAGUGCACACAGCGGUAGCACGAGGGCGAAGGCCAAGUACACUGUUUGAAGUGUUGACGACCUCGGGUGCUUCUCAUUUACGAUCUAUCCCAGAUGAAUGCCGCUUCUCUUGUUACGAGACGAUAGAAGAAUCUAUGAUCAUGGCCAAUAACGACGGGCUAUCAUGAAGGAAAGGAUACUGGCUGGGGCCCCGCUCUCGCUUAGGAGUCUACAGUGAUGAUUGAUCGUAGACGUCGACGGCAUGUAUCUGCUCCGUACGUAUGACGAGGUUUAUACCAUCUGCUAUUCGACUACUGUCUUCUUGAUUUUCUUAUGGCUGGACGAGGGGAAACUCUGAUAGGAAAAUAGAAAAAAAGUGUUUCAUACUGCUUCUUCAUGCUCUAUGCCUGUUCUCCUGAUUAUGCGUUUGUGUUCCUUAGUUCGUCUUGAUAUGAGUCUUCUCUAUAGAUACCGUGCAUUAGCAAUGGAAAAUACCUUUUGACUUCAA